Molecule: messenger RNA, 1542 nt
Organism: Paecilomyces variotii
Lineage: Eukaryota; Fungi; Ascomycota; Eurotiomycetes; Eurotiales; Thermoascaceae
Product: senescence-associated protein-domain-containing protein
Exons: 2
Coding region: 1-1542 (513 amino acids)
Biological process (GO): cell division
Cellular component (GO): plasma membrane
Source: RefSeq, a predicted model, not a curated record
AUGGCUUCCACUCAAAGCGAUCCUCGACUACUUUACAGUGUCCAGAAUAUUCGUGCUUUCCACAUCCAAGAGGGCGAAGAAUCCGAGCUUACGCCCUCCGGCCCUCAGACUCUCUCCUUGUUGAUGGUGCCGACGACUGCUCCUAAUCCAGGCACGUCAGAACAACAGCCAGGUGUUCCCGAAGAGGACUUCUAUUUGCAUCUUCACCUCCCACCGGAGUUGGACAUGCCCCUUCCCGCGACUACGCAGAUCUAUCACCAACCGCCAAGCAGCUACUUGAUCCCUCGCUGGGAUCUUGGUACCGACUCAGGAGCCUUUAUCCGCAUACAAUUCCCAAGUGUCGGUACAGGACCGAAUAAAGUGACUCAGGAGGAAGUGGACACCUUUGAAAGCAUUCUGGCACAGUGCACAGCGUUCCUCGAACGCGCACGUCCACCACAGCAGCAGGUGCCCUACAAUCCGGCGGAUUAUGCUCCAGGGGAGGGUUAUAUCUCCUCCCCUAGUGAGAAUACCCAGCCAGGUCACCCCCAGAUCGUGCUUGUAGAUGAGGAGGACGGUAGUGUUGUUGGAGAGCUGUCAGAAGGAUACAAUGUCGUCGAAAAGCCCGGCGUCAAGCCCGGCUCGAAGAGACCCGUCCAGGUUCAAUUGCCUGCGGAAGGCGAAGGCAAUCAGAUCAGCGUCAGCGAUGUCUCGGAUGAAUAUCUCCGCAUGGCACGGCAUCCUGCCUACAAAGACUCGACGAUCGUUCAGACGUCCGCAAUGGCAUCCCGCCUCAUUGUGACUGGAUCGACAUAUCUCUCUAAGGCGUUGAUGAGUGGAGCCGAUGCCUUUGUACAGAAGACAAAGCCGAACCCCAAGCCUGUGACAUUUGCGCCAGCCACACACGCCCGCAUCCGCAAGAUCAACACUUUUUCCACAUCGGCAGCGGGUUUGUCCGCGAAGACCGUAGGUCAGGUUGGAAAGGUCGCACAGAACGUCGGCGCGUCAAUAACUCGACGUAAAGAUGCCGGCAAGCAGAAGGGGACUGACAAGGCGGCUAGUCCUGGCUACAAGCCUGGAAUUCUGAACAAAUCCAUGAUCGCCUUCUCCACAAUCGCGGACGGUCUCGAGCAGAGUGCCCGUAAUGUGCUAGCUUCGAGCUCUGCUGCUGCGAGCACAAUGGUCCACCACAAAUAUGGGCCAGAGGCAGGUGCUGUCGCUUCCAACGUCACCGGCGGGUUCAAGAACGUCGGCCUUGUGUAUAUAGACGCCACUGGCGUUAGCCGUAAGGCGGUUAUCAAGUCUGUCGCUAAGGGUAUGGUAAUCGGACGUAUGCGUGAUGGGACCCAGGUGGUCGUUGGUGGUGGUGAUGGCGGCCAGGUUCCACCGGAGGCGACACAGGAGGGCAAGGCGGGGCUUUUGAAUAGCAGUCAGGGACUGUCUGGUCCGAGUCGUGAUCCCAGCGCUCGUCGACCAUCGCCAGUUCCCACGCCGCCGCCAGCAUAUGGGGCUCCAGGCACCCGCUCUCUGGGGGAAACGCCGAUGUCUGGAAGCAAGCAAUGA